AUGCCGGUCAAAAUUUAUCAUGACGAUGAUGCUGAUGUGAAUAUUGUGCGUAGUAAAACUGUUGCAUUCAUUGGUUAUGGAAAUCAAGGUCGUGCCCAGGCAUUAAAUUUACGUGAUAGUGGUGUGAAUAAUAUCGUUAUUGGCAAUAUUGAUGAUGAUUAUGCUAAACAAGCUAGUAAAGAUGGAUUUAAUCCAGUAAGUAUUGAAGAAGCAGCUCGUCAAGGUGAUAUUCUUAUGUUACUUAUUCCUGAUGAAGAUCAACAAACAGUUUGGAAUGAAAAAAUUCGUGGUAAUAUUAAACCAAAUACUACAUUAGUUGUUGCAAGUGGAUAUAAUGUUGCAUUUAAUUUACUUGAUAUACCUAAUGAUAUGGAUGUUGUUAUGGUUGCACCACGAAUGAUUGGUGCUGGUGUACGUGAUCGUUAUGUUCAAAACAUUCCAUAUCCAUGUUUUGUAUCUGUUGAAAAAGAUGUUAGUGGUACAGCUUUAGCUACAUGUCUUUCCAUUGCUUGUGCUAUUGGAGCAACACGAGGUAAUGGUGCUGUUGGUUCAUCAUGCCGUGAAGAAGCUGGUAUUGAUUUAUUUGCUGAACAAGCAAUUUGGCCUGAGAUUAUGGCAAUAUUUCGUGAAGGCUAUAAUGUUUUGCAUGAAGCUGGAUUUACUGAUGAAGCUAUUUUAUUUGAUAUGUAUUUAAGUAAAGAACCAGCUGAAAUAUUUGAACGUGCUGCUGAUGAAGGUUUUGUUAAACAAUUAAAAUAUCAUUCACGAACAAGUCAAUAUGGUCAAUUAUCAACAAUGAAUCGUCAUGAUGGAAAAGAAAUACGUGAAAAAUUUCGAAAAAUUCUACAUGAUAAUAUUUUAUCAGGAAAAUUUGCCGAAAAAUGGUCAAAUACAAAAUGGGCUGCAGAAGAAUUAGCUAAAGAAUGGAAAGAAGUUGAAAAGGCACCUAUUGCUCAAGCUGAUCAACGUAUGGAUAAAGAGGAACUAAUGACGAAGGAUAAUAUCCAACGAAUUAUUCUUGGUAUAGGACUAACUAUUUUUCUUCUGCUUGUUUUUCUUUUAUUUGGAAAAAUACAUCUUGUCUUCUUCGUUCUUCUAUUAGUAAUCAGUUAUAAAUUAACUGACUAUUAUGUAUUGAAAUUAAAUAAUUCUGAAACAUUUUUGACAUGUUGGCCAAAUUUAAUUGUGUUUUUUGAUGCAACUAAAAAUUUAAAAGAAGAACUUCUACGAAAACAAAAUGCAAAUUGUGUUUAUAUAAAAAAGAAUCCUUGGGUUCAUUUAAUGAUUUCUAAAGAAAUUGAUGCAGCCAUUACUAAAUUUUGUAGUUUAUGUCUUCGAGAUCAUAUAUACCCAUGGUUAUCAACGAUUACUCAAGAUGAUAGUCUUGUUCAUGAAACCAAACAUGUUUUUCGAUAUUUAUUAGCAACAGUUAUUCGUCGUUUACACAAUGUUGAUAUUAAUGCUUUUAUUACUGAACGACUUAUUCCAUUAAUAUUCCAAACCUGUGAUCGUUAUAUUCAUACCAAAGAAAUCCAUUCAGCAAAUGAUUCAAUUGAAUUUCUUCGAAAAAUGUAUAAAGAUGAUCUUCAUAUAGCAAUGUAUAAUCGACGAGAAGAAUUAAAAUAUUUAAAAAGUCUUAUGCUUAAUUUAAUGCCAAUCAUAGCACCAAAAUUUAUUUAUAAAUGUAAAGGUUCACGUCAUUUUUUAUGUGAAUUAUUUGUAUGUCAAAUAUUAAUUGAUGGUAUUGAUGCUAUUUGUCAACCGGAUACAUUAAAUCGUUUAUUUCAUCUUUAUUUUACAACUGCUAUUGAACGUCGACAAAAAAAUAAUAUUAAAAUACAAAUAACAAAUGAAUCAAAUACAUAUGUUGAAAUUCUAUCACAUUUUUGUGCAAUGAAUGGAUCAAUACAUAAAAAUAAAUUAGCUUUAGACUUAACUGAUGUUAUGUAUGAAAAAGAAUUAAUGAAUCAAUUUAGUCGUGUACUUGAUCGUCAUGGUUCACUUGGUUUAUUAAGUAUUUAUUUAACAUUAACAGAUAUUUUAAAUGAUAUUCCAAUAGCAACAGAUAUAUUAGUAAGAAAAAAAAUUUAUCAACGUUUAAAACGUCUUGAUGAACGUUAUUUAAGUCCAUUAACUUCUGAAACAUCUAUUAUUAUUAGUAAUCCAUAUAAUAAUGAAGAUACACUUAUAGAUGAAAUAAAAUAUUUAAUUUAUCAUGAUUUAGAAGAAAGUAUUAAGGAUGAGAAUGAAAAAAAGUCACAUGAUUUUAAAAAACCAUUUAAUAUUCAACAAACAUUUACAUUAUUAUCAAGAUUUCAUUGUAAAAUUUAUGAAUUAAUUGAAGAAAAAUAUCAACGAAAUUUUUUAACAAGUGAUGAACAUUUUUUUUAUAUAUGUGGUAGACGUAUGGAUUCACCCGAUUAUCGUAAUUUGAAACAAAAUAGUCUUAGUUUUGAUGAAAUUACAUCAGAUUUUGUACAUAUUGAAGAGAUCAGAAAUACACAUGAAAAUACUAAUCAAUAUAGUGCAUCACAUCGUUAUACAACAACUUCAUAUCAAGAAAUGGAAGAAAAAGAUAAUUUAUAUCUUAAAUGCCCAGAAGAUACAGCAAGUAUUUCUAGUAAUAGUGUAGACGAAAGAGAUAUGAGUACAUGGCGUAUUCAUAUUAGUCAUGCUGAAGAAUUCCGUGAAAGUUUGAAUUCUAAUUCUAAAUAUUGUGCAUUGAUGAUUGAAGUUCAACGAUUGGAUGCAAAUAAUGAUAAUCCAUUAAUUAAUGAUGAAGAAAAACCUCAUAGAGUAGUUGCAAGACGUUAUCAAGAUUUUUAUUUAUUAGAACAAAAAUUAACUGAAUUUCAUGGAAUUUUUUAUGAUGCUCGUUUACCAUCUCGACGAUCAGCAGCAACAGCACGAAGUCUUGAAUUUCUUGAAUCAAUUAAACAUGAGUUUGAACAUUUUUUACGACAUUUAUUAUCCAAGCCAACAUUACGUAAUAGUGAAUUAUUAUUUAAUUUUCUAACACAACCAGAUGAUUUUACUUUACCUAAUGGUGAAAUUAUUCUAGCUAAAAUGUUCAAAGUUGUUCCACGUCGAUUACGUAUUGAGAAAGGACAAUCUCUUGAACCAUUUCUUAUAUCAUUAUUAAAUUAUGCUGAACCAGCUAAAUCAAAAGCAACACAACCAAGUCCUGUGUUUAAUGAUAUUAUUGAAGAAAAACUGCAAAAUUCCAUUUAUGGAAAUAAUGCAAAUAUUACUGAACCAUUUUUUGAACCCAUAAUAGAAGAACCUAUGAAUCCAUGUCAAGAAGAACUUGAUAGUACUUAUGAUUAUUUAAUUUUUAUAGCUAAAAAAAUUUUUUCUGCAUCACCAUUAUUAAUUCAUUUAUUGAAUUUAUUUCGUGUACCAUUGAAAAAUACAUUUGAUACAUUCUUUUCAUAUUUUAUCGAAAAUAGAAUGGAUGAUAUAUUAAAUGAUGAAGAAAACAUUAUUCUUGUUAUUCAGGCUCUUCAAGAUACUAUUUUUCCUAACGAUGCAGAAGAUAAAGAAUCAACUGAUCUGGUGAAUUUUGAAGAUGUUGUUGCAGUAGCUGAACAAUUUAUGCCAAAUGUGAUCAAACUUAUUUUCGGUGAAUCUAAUGUACAGCAUGGUUUACAAAUUCUUUUAGAACAUUUCCAAGAUCCAUUACUGAACAAACAAUUAUUUUAUAUGCUUCUUGAUGAAAUUCUUUUUCAACUUUUUCCUGAAUUACAAUCACAUUCCGAAAUGUCAAGAACCAAUACAAUAACAAAAACAGAAUGA
Molecule: messenger RNA, 3795 nt
Organism: Rotaria sp. Silwood1
Lineage: Eukaryota; Metazoa; Rotifera; Eurotatoria; Philodinida; Philodinidae
Source: the annotation of a GenBank genome assembly